This is a messenger RNA of Bursaphelenchus okinawaensis, 1824 nucleotides long. Lineage: Eukaryota; Metazoa; Nematoda; Chromadorea; Rhabditida; Aphelenchoididae. The record is from the annotation of a GenBank genome assembly.
AUGAACUUACCAGCAGCAUACGCAGCGAUUCAAGCGCUGGCGCUCAUCAAGGUGGAUGAUGGUGUGGAGCUCUGUGUGGAUUUCAUCCCCUUCAAGGUGGCCAAUAAGUCCAUUUCCGCUUCAAAGCACUCGUAUUGCUCCGGCAACUUGAUGGAGGAGACACGUCUAGAGUAAGUUAUUGAGUUUGCUUUUUGAUUUCGGAUUUUAGUAGCUACUUACUGUCGGACCCUGUUGCAAAGCCACGGAUCUUGCCGCGAGAUACAGAUAUUCGAACUGUUGUUCUUGUUGGAGAGUUACAGUCUGGGUGAGUUUUGAUUUUGCAAGUUGUUUUAUGUUUUUCUAAAUUACGUAAAAUAGAAUGCUAAAGGUUUAGAUAAUAAUUUUUAUUUUUUAGGGCAACAACCUAUAUCAACUUUUAUUCUUUGGAAAGAAGAGCUGUGGGUGUCAUUUUGGGAGGUUUUCCAAAACCAAGUGGAGGACUUGAGGCUAGCACUGCGAACGAGCACGUUUUUUAUCAAGGCUGCGGUAAACUUAAGACCUCAAUGUAUAAAGACAUUGUUUCCGAAUUACCGUUUGUGCCUUUGAAGUUGAACGAUAUAAAUGUGUGCGGCUUAAAGGUUGGUCACACUUCAAAUGGCACAAUCUGGAAGGAUAAAGGCCAAUGUCGGAAGUUGGUUCUCGACGGGGGAGCGAGUUUGGUGCCAGUGCUGUGCUCUAAUGAAAAUGAGCUCAUGUUCACGAUGGUAAGUUGUUUUUUUGUUUUUAUUGCUGUAGUAGUAAAGUAAUUUUUUGGGCUUUUAAAAUUUUUAUUGUGUUUUCUUUAGCAAAUUCAAAAAUCUUGUUAGUGAUUGCUUUAGUAGUAGAGUAAUAUCAAUUUUUGUUGAUUUAGUGAUGCGUAUGGUAAACUGUUGGUUUGGUGAUAAGUAAGGGUGAGAGCGGUAAGAAAUAAGUUUUUAAAAUUAUGUUUGUUUUAAGCGAAGGAAAAGUGAAAUUUUUACUUUUGGCAGGUUAAAAACAUUGUUUUAGAGAGCACUGCUGAACCGAAACUUCGACCUUAAAGAUCAUUUCACUGAGGAAGAGAUCAACACCACGUUGGCCUACCUCUACGUUCGGUAAGUUUACUGUCAUUUCUUGAUUUUUUAAAUUUGAUGAAUAUGCUGUUUAUGAGACUUAAAACGAUGUUUUUUGAUUUUUGAAAUGGAUUUUUAACUAUGUUUAUAUAUUCUUUAACUUUGCUUAUAAUUGUUAUCGUUUCAGCGAUAUUCCCACCUCCCCCACUCCUGGUACAGAUGCUGUUGAUGUAAGUGAUAGUACGGCUAUAAAAGAGAGCAAUUACACUGAAUAUAUGUACGACCUUGAAUCAAUGGAAUCUUCUACGUCUCCGUGAGUUUUUUGAUUAAAAUUGAUUUUUAAAAUUUCGUUCUUCCCCUUCCCCCUCCAGAAAAAACGAAAAAGCUGGACUAUAGAUUUUUGAUUUUUUUUUUGAUCUUCCUCUGCCGUAUUUUUUUCUCUUCCCCUACUUGAAAUGUUUUUGACUUCCCCACCUCCCAUUUCUUCCCUCCACACCCAAAUCACCCUCCCGUUAUUGAUUACAUUAGUUUUGAUGCAAAAUGUCGAUAUUUCAGCCCAAACACGCUGCUGACGAUCAUCAUCGUGAGUGGUUUGGUUAUUUUAUCAGUUGUAAUUUCCGGCGUCGUCGGAUUCAUCGUCUACAGAACGAAGCAGGUCGAGUACCCGGAUGUGCCAAUGCCAGUCAUACAGAGACGCGACCUCAAUCGAGAUGUCAUCUUGAACACCGGCCAAAAGGAAGUGGUCAAGAUCUAG